AAUGUUCGCCAUUGAUUUUUACCUGUUGUGAAUUUUCUCUCUUUCGUUCUUAAUUUUACUUUUAAUCAUGUCAAUGAGCUUUAUUCUAAUUACAGUUAGUUUCACUAACUAUUAAUAGUUUAAGUUUAGUGAUUCAGUGUUGUUAUCGUCAUGGUGGUGUAAAUAUUUCUCUUCAAUCUCGCCCAGUUGCUCUCAUUAAAAUCAAGAAAAUCAAAUCUUCGAUCUGCGCUAUGGUCUUCGAUGAAAUCUAACCAGAAUCUAAUCUAAUAAAACUAAUCACGAUGUUGGUUGAGUACGAUGUUAUGCGACUGUUAUCCUAAUUGUAAUUUAUUGUCAGUUUAAAAAUGACGUCUUCGACUCCAACAUCUGAUUCGGAAUAUCCGUUCGUGCUGAAUAAACUGCCUCAUGAUCCUGAACUGGAAGCAGCGCCUUUUGGAUACGAACCCGAAGGAUCAAGCUGCUGCGGCGAAUCGAUUUCUGAAGAUGAUACUUUGAAAUCGUCAUCGUAUUCGAAAUGGUUUAACAACUUGCCAUCGCUGUUGAACAGCAAAAGCGGUCUAAAAGCUUUUCAAAGGUUUUUGGAAAAAUCAAAUAUGAACCAUUUCCAAAUGCUGAGGUUCCUGUUCGCAUGCAAAGGUGUAUCUGAAUCAAAAGAGCAGAGUGAGAAAGAAGUUCUACUCAAAGUUAUUUAUCAAACGUUCAUUUCCAAAAACGUAUUUGAUAUUGAAAAGUGCCAACGUGACGUGGUCGUGGCCCAUUUCGAAGAAAAUAAACGCGGUGAGCCUUUAUCGGCGAAUAUUUUCCACGAUAUUUGUCGCGAUAUAGAAGAAAAAAUGAAAACCGAAAUGUAUCCGAAUUUUCUUACUUAUCAAGCGGAGAAACUUCAAAGAAGUAAAUCGAGCUCUCGUAGCAAUCACGAUUGCAAGAAGCAUUUCUUCGAGCAGCGUCGUAGCACUCACUGCCAAAGUAAGCCAGCCGGUAGAGUAAUCGAUGCCGCUCUUUUGGAACACGCUAAGCCACCGGAACCGGAAACAUUCUACAAAGUUUUGAUGCAAAGAUUAGAGAAGGUUAAAAACGAAGAAGAAGAUAAAACCAAAGUAUACAGAAGCCAACCUGAUGAGAUUCCCCCUCUAAGGGAUGUAUUAGCGCGUGUAAUCUCAGAGAAAGUUGAAGAUAAUAAUUACGAAGAUAUUUUAGAUCAACAUAUCGAUAGAGUGCUGCCAGACGAUGAAAAUAAUGCUUCUAGUAAUUAUGACCUUCAUAAAUACUCAGAAAGCAAGAAAUUUAACCUGGCCAAGAAUCCUGUUAUGUUUAAAGAUCCUUACACGGUCCCUCAUCCGUACAACGGAACUGGACCUGUGCGACGAAGGACUAAAGACGUGUAUUCUAUGUUUUCUUCGGAUUCUGGUUUCGGUACCGGUUAUUAUAGUGACGAAACUAGACGAGAUUCGGAUCACGUUUCGUCCGAACGAUAUCAGCCUCGCAAGGUGAGCGAAACUUGGGCCAGUAGACAAACUCUCGCUGAUAGCGGUACUGGAAUGAUGUCUGAAGAAGAAUACAUCCAGUAUAAUGAGAAAAUGCACGAAAGAAGAGAUAAAUGCAGAAGCCACGUCAGCGAAGGAAACAAGUAUAGAAUGAACCAUGCCAGUGAAGCAGAAAAAUACAGAAUGAAUCAUCUCAGCGAAGGAGACGUUCGUUAUAAACAAUAUAACUUCAACAUGAUGAGUUACAGGGAUCGUCACAGCUUUAUAAACGAUAUACCUUCCGUUUCGAUGAAUUCUAUCCAUUCCAUUGAUUCGUACGCUCAGGCGGAGGAGGAGCGUAGACGCAAGCUUCGUAAUGAAAUGAGGCAGAAAUUAAAAUCUCCAUCUUGGUCUGAGAACCCCCACCCAGGGCAAUCUGUUACGGGAUACUCGAAGAACAGGAUGGAGAAUAUGCAGCAGAGAGCCGAUGAUUCUGCUGUCACGACCGUCGUUUACAACUUCAGCGACGAAUCAUUACCCUACCGAGUAAAAGUACCCGGUAGUCGUAUAACGUUGAAACAAUUCAAAGAGUUUAUGCCGAAAAAAGGCAGUUACAGAUAUUUCUUCAUAACACCUUGCGAAGAUUUGGGUGCCGUCCAAGAAGAAAUUACUGAUGAUCAUCGUGAAUUGCCUUUGUGGGAAGGCAAAGUAGACGCUCGUAUUAAAACUAUUAAAUAACAAUCUGGGUUAUAAGGUGCUAAUAAUUUUUCGAUAAUUACCUAAUUUUAAUUACGCAUUUUUUUUCGUUUUUAAUAUUUUAGUACGUAAAAGAAAUACUUCGAUAGGAACGAAAGAGGUACUUAAUAUUUUAUGUGUUCGAAUUGUGUUUUUUGUUAAAAUACGAUCUGCGCAGUAACUUUCAUUAAAUUAUUUUUUAAUCGCAAAAUUUUUAAAUCAUUUUUUUCUAAUUUUUUACUUUUUAAAUGAUCGUCGUAUCGUGUUUACUGAACAAAUGUUUGUGACAAUCAUGUAGCCUAUGUUUAUAUAAAGCGUAGAACGCAUCAGCUAAUACAGUAUUUUCGAGCUAUUUUUUUUCUUUUUCUAUUAUUAGUUAUUAUUGUUAUAAGCAAAAUAUUGUGCCUUCUUUUGUGAUGUCAAUGUAAAUGUUGUCUCUGUGUGGAUGAUUAUGACAUUUGCAGCAAUAAACUGAUAUAAUAAUUUUA
Planococcus citri (citrus mealybug) is the source of this 2686-nucleotide messenger RNA. RefSeq names its product axin-2-like. Gene Ontology annotation, molecular function: ubiquitin protein ligase binding; protein kinase binding; beta-catenin binding. The transcript is spliced from 12 exons. The record is from RefSeq and is a predicted model, not a curated record. The coding region runs from base 345 to 2201 and encodes 618 amino acids. Gene Ontology annotation, biological process: negative regulation of canonical Wnt signaling pathway; cell development; positive regulation of proteasomal ubiquitin-dependent protein catabolic process. Gene Ontology annotation, cellular component: nucleus; beta-catenin destruction complex; plasma membrane. Lineage: Eukaryota; Metazoa; Arthropoda; Insecta; Hemiptera; Pseudococcidae.